Oryzias latipes (Japanese medaka) is the source of this 2221-nucleotide messenger RNA. RefSeq lists its product as uncharacterized. The record is from RefSeq and is a predicted model, not a curated record. Gene Ontology annotation, biological process: negative regulation of canonical NF-kappaB signal transduction. NCBI's taxonomy places the organism in Eukaryota, Metazoa, Chordata, Actinopteri, Beloniformes, Adrianichthyidae.
UUGAUUCGCUAUGAAAAUUUUAAUAUUGGUCAAAAAACUAAAUAAAUUAACGAACUGAAAAGUUUCGUAAUCUUGGAGGAAGAAGCCGAGUUUACAGAUUUUUUGCUUAACUGUACAGGGCAGGCUAAAACGUGUUUGUGUUCCUGCUGCUCCUGCCUUUGAAGCUACAGAAAUAGAUAGAGAAAAUGUGUUUGAAUGAUACAAAAACGUCAAUCUAAAUCUCCUGACAUCUUUACACACCCCCUGACUUUUUUUCCCCUCAUAAAUGAGUGACAAGUUUGAAAGAGCUUUCAACUGAAUUUCAGGAAUGUGCUCUUCCAUUUCCAUGGUUUUUUUAAAUAAAUAUUUUGUGCAGAUCUCUGCUCUAAACUGCUGUGCUGCAUUAGGCGGUGAUACUGUGAAGUCCCACUGUGACAUGAAGUUGUUUCAUGUUCCUCUUUUGUGGAGCCACUUCCGUAGGAUUUCUUCAUUUUUAUUCUCCAGUCAACAAGUAAAGACAUUUGGGCGAAAUGUUUAGCUUUUAACUUUGGACUUAAAUCCUAAAAAAAAAAUCUGUUAUUUCUACACAAUUACAGGGAUCCUAAAAGAGAUUGAAGCUUGAUUGGACUUCAACUUUAACCAGUGGGAUCCUAUUGUAAACGCAUCAGGGUUAAAGUCCCUGAGUUGGUGAAAUGGAGGAAGCAUAUAAGGAAUUGUACCAGCAGUUUCUCCGCCUGAGGUCACUGUGCCUCAAACAGGCAGCCAUGCUGCAUCAGCUUACCACAGCUCUGCAGAAACACCAGGGUGCUCCUGCUCUCGUUGGAGAAGUGGGUGAGAUGAAUUUAGUCCCUUCUCACGACUCCCCUGUUUAUCACUAUGAACAUCCUCGACCCCUCGUGACUGAAGAACAGAAGCGUGCACCACCGUGUGGCGUUAGCCGCCCCGUUGGAAGCCAGGGGGCUGUUCCCGGACUUCUCGCUGAAGAUAUGGCAAAGCUCAGCGUGGACACAGCUAAUCAGCGAAAACAGAAUUUGAAGGCGGAUAAAAUAAAUCAGUCAUGUUUAGACCCAUCCAUGUGGUUCGAAGCCUCCUCCGGCGGUUCAAAACUUUUGAGGAUAAGUUUCCCCAAUGAGAUGCCUGCAGCCUCCGACCCUUAUCUGAUCAAUGAGUGCCUCAGCCCGUCUGGAGGGGCUAUGCUUUCUGAAGUUGCUCUGCAAUCCCACGUGUGUGAAUUCUGCCAGGCGGUUUUUCCUGGGGAAACCAGCACCAGAGGAGAUUUCUUACGGCAUCUCCACACACACGUGGCGUAAAGCUCUUCUCCUCGUGCUGGGAUUGUGUCUUAGCUACAAUUCCUCUUAGAACUCUACUGUUGGACCCCGUCUUUCAAAGAACUCCUUUGAGUGAGGUUGGGCAUGACAUCUCUUUGUAAAACUACAAGCACUCUAUAAAAAGCAUUGCACAUGCAGCCUUUUCAUUCAAUUGUCCUUAAGCUAUAUAUUUUUAUACUGUCUUUUCUGAAGGUUCAUUGGCUUUUUAAUUUAACCUAAUUUUCACCAAAUUCUUUCAAAUUGCAAGAGACAGCUAUCAUCAUAAAAAAGGGGUGGGAUUAAGGGGCGGGGCUACCCACCAACAGCCACACCCAUGUAGAGGAGAUUAUUCUUUUAACAGAGGGUUCAGAUAAACAUUAAAUAUGGCUUUUUAAACCAUUUAGUUUUGGGGAUUUUGGCUUAGAACUUUAUUAUCAUAAAUAAAACACCCAUGAAAACUUUUUUUUUAUUCUCAUAGGGGGACUUUAACUACUUUGAAUGUUGAGUUUUUUUUAUUUCUAUUUUGCUUCAGCUCAGCACUUCAUCCAGUCGACUUUCAUGCAUUAAUCAUUGAUUGUCUUUUUCUUUUUUUCUAAACACACAAAUAAAAGAUGUGUAAUGAAUUGUCAGGUUUGAAAACGAGUUACUGGGAAAAAAAAGGUAAAAAGCUCCUCUGAUCAAUGAGUGCGAUGUUGGGGGGCCCAAACUCAACCUUUAUCAACUAAUUCAGUUUGUUAAGAAUAUAAAAAAUAGAAAUAGCCUUCUUUGCUGCACAUCAAAACAUCUGCACUGUAGUACUUCCUGUUUUUUUUUUAUAUCUACAUUGGAUUUUUCUUAAGCAUGUUGGAAAAAAACAAGUCUUGGUGUUUAUUCCAAAUUUCUUCUGUAAAGAAAAAAAUGUUUGUUCCAAAUAAAUAACACUUUGAAGUGUGAAA